UGCUGUUAACGCCUUUAAACUAUAAAAGAGAUAUGAACGACUGGAAGUUUAAAAAUGGGAAUAAAAGUACGCAAUGAUUUGAAGAAAUUUUCAUCUAUCUUGAAUUUUACGUAACGGACAAACGAGUUUUGCUAAAUUAGACAAACAUUGCAUAUUGUAUCGACUUUUUAAAGGGUCCAUUUUAUAAAGUAAGUCUAUAAACUAUGAAGUAUCCUAGUGUCUAUAAACUAUUCUUUCAAUUUGACGGUGCUAGUGUCAUUUGACGUUUUGAAGAGAUUCAACUGCAGAGCUAAUCAAAGCUGAAACAUACUUCUUAGUCAAUGCAAGGUUUUAACGUUGCUCCUUCUAUGAGGCUCGAAAGAAGAACAUGUCUUAUCAAUGCUGCCUGCAUGUUCCCUUCCCUUAGGUAACAUAGUUCAUCAGUUGAAAGAAUUUAUUUCUCUUGGAAAUACUUUUGGGCGUUUAAUUCUAAUGCGUCAUCUCAGUGGAAAACAAUGGCAAGAAGCUAUCUUCUCUCUGUUUUUAGCUAGUGAUAAAAACAGCUGUCUCUUUCAAAUUGCAGAAAAUAGACUUUCGAAGAAAUGCCCUAAUAGAUAUUUUUGGCAGCAAGACCCUUACAAUGAACAAUCUGCUCAGGUUUGCUUUGGUUCUCAAUUCCUUGCUAACAGUAAAUGGGAGAAUUCUUCGCCUGCCGUGCAUGAUUGAUGCUGUCUUUGAUGUUGUUUUUAUCGACAAACGCUUACAAGGAGACAUUCUGGCAGUUUUCAACAGUAUUGAUGACCAAGGAUGUACGUUGAAAUGCGCACAGAACCAUGAAUGUACAUCAUACAAUUAUCAAUGGAUAAACAAAACAUGCGAAAUUCUUCAGAAGCAUGUGCAACAGGAUAACAGCACCGAUUUACUGGAUGCCAAUGGUUGGAUCUUCAAAACAACAAACUACAGUAAUAAACUUAUUGGGCCAACGUGCAACAGCCUGAAGCCUUGCGAUCCGGAAGAUUUAUGUCUGGAUACAUGCAGCCCGCCUUUCUAUGAGUGCAUUCAUUGUCAGUCUCAUUAUCCUGAACUCAAGUGUUUCAAGCAGGCAGACGUGGAUGCCUGUGCUAGCAACCCUUGCAAACAUGCUUCACAAUGCUUGAACAAAAGUUCGGAUUAUAAAUGCACUUGUCUUGAGGGAUAUACAGGGAAAAAUUGCGAUAUAGAUAUUGAUGAAUGCAAAAGCCUUCCAUGUUUUCAUGGUGGUACAUGUUUGAAUCAGAUUGGGAAGUUUGUUUGUCAGUGUUUUCAAGGUUACAAAGGGAUUCAUUGUGAACAAGAUAUCGAUGAAUGCCUUGAUGGAACACACCAAUGCCAUACAAAUGCAGAUUGCACAAAUACCUUUGGCUCUUUCAAUUGCAAAUGUAGGACAGGCUACAGUGGAGAUGGCAUCAUCUCGUGUAUUGAUGUGGACGAAUGUCUAGGUUCCACGCACAAUUGUCACACCAAUGCAGAUUGCACAAACAUUGUUGGCUCGUUCACUUGCAAGUGUAAGACAGGCUACAGUGGAGACGGUGUCACCUGUACAGAUGUAAAUGAAUGUCUGAAAGGGACACACAAUUGUCAUACCAAUGCAGAUUGUACAAACACUGUUGGCUCAUUUACUUGCAACUGUAAGACAGGCUACAGUGGGGAUGGAAUCAUCACAUGUGCAGAUGUGGAUGAAUGUCUAGGUUCAACGCACAACUGUCAGACCAAUGCAGAUUGCACAAACAGUGUUGGCUCGUUCACUUGCAAGUGUAAGACAGGCUACAGUGGAGACGGUGUCACCUGUACAGAUGUAAAUGAAUGUCUGGAAGGGACACACAAUUGUCCUACCAAUGCAGAUUGUACAAACACUGUUGGCUUAUUCACAUGCAAGUGUAAGACAGGCUACAGUGGAGAUGGAAUCAUCACGUGUACAGAUAUAAAUGAAUGUGGAGAAGGCAUCCACAAUUGUCAUGCCAAUGCGCAUUGUACCAAUACUGGAGGGUCCUUCACAUGCACAUGCAACAACGGCUACAAGGGAAACGGCCAUUCAUGUAAUGAUGCAAAUGAAUGCCAGGAUAACACAUAUAAUUGCCAUUCUAAUGCUCAAUGCAAAAAUACAAUUGGCUCAUUUACAUGCACAUGCGAAGAAGGCUACAGUGGCAAUGGCGUUGCUUGCACUGAUAUAGACGAAUGUACAACAGGAGUGCAUGGAUGUCCAUUACAAACUCGAUGCAAGAACACAGCUGGAAUGUUCCUUUGUACUGAGAACAUAGCGUUUGGUAAAGUGUCCUCUCAGAGUUCAGACCUUGGCAAGGAUGGCCUUGUUCUCAAAUCAAGCUUGGGAAAUGAUGGAAAUAGAAAUGGAUUCUGGUCUGCAUGUUCACUAACAACAAAUUCAGAAAAUCCUUGGUGGCAAGCUAAUCUUGGUAGAAAAGCACAGGUUGGAAAAGUUAUUGUCGUAGGCCGCACAGAUGCGAAACAAACCAAUUUAAACCCCUUUCAAAUAAGCGUUGGGGAAGACGGAUCAAAUGGUGGUAGAAACAAUCCAAAAUGUGUGUCGGAUGGCAUCCUGCAAGGUGGCAAGCCAAAACAUUUCAGCUGUAGCCAUAGCUUAGUUGGAAGAUACGUCAGUUUAUUUGUCAAUGCAAUAAAAAGUCUUCAGCUCUGCGAAUUGGAAGUCUAUGAAGGCAACAUGGCAUACAAAAAACCAUCGCAACAGUCUUCGGUUUAUCAAAAGGGGGGUAUAGAUCUUGUAUCACUAUUUGGAAACGAUGGAAAUAGAAAUGGAGAAUGGUCUGUAUGCGCAACAACAGUACACUCUCUGCAGCCUUGGUGGCAGGUUGAUCUUGGUAAUCGUGUGCAUGUAGGGAUGGUUGUCAUUAGAAGUGCUACAAAUUGGCAACAAAAUAUCAAUCCAUUCAGCAUAAGUGUUGGUGAUGCUGAAACGAAUGGUGGACGAUCAAAUCCAUUGUGCGUAUCAAAUCAGAACGUAUUAAGUGGGGAAGUGAAAGAAAUGCAUUGUGGGCAAGCCCUUUUGGGGAGAUACGUCAGUGUAUUAAGCGAAAGUCCGGUACUGCUGCAUCUUCAAGUCUGUGAAUUAGAAGUGUAUCAAGCAAAAAAAAGCUCAUGUGUAAGUUGGUACGCCGUUGGUGCAAGGAAGAAUGGCAUUUAUGCUAUUAGCGACGAAACUGGCUUAAUUCAUCACGUCUAUUGCGACUUCAGUUCGGAACCUAAUUUUGCCUGGACUCUUGUCACUUCAUUCUCCUUGGAAAACAAUAACCAAUUCAAAAGUAAUCCAUUCUACAAUAACGAUCCGAUUUCCGAGCAUGAACCUAACUGGAAAAAAUACAGGCUUGCAAAAUCCCUAAUGCAGCACAUAGCAUCAUCCGCAACUCACUGGAGGGCUACAUGCAGUUACCCAGGCCACGGAAUUGAUCAUCGAGAUUACGUGAGGGCAAAGCUAAGUAAAAUAAACCCCCUUACUUUUAGCAGCAAUGGUGAGUGCAGGACUGUUGAAUUAAUCAAUAUUCGAGGAUACAGUGCAACUGGCCAGCUCGUUAAGUUUUGGCAAAGAUGGGACCUAUUUUUUUGCACUGAUUCUAGCUAUGAUUCUUGUUUCGUUCUUGCCAAGCCGGGGUCCAUCCCAAGUGAAGAUAACUUUGGACAUUAUGGAACCGUAAAUAAAAACUUUCGAUGCACAGAAAAUUCUGCUAGCACGACACAGUAUUGGAUUGGUGCCUCUACCCAGUCUUUAGGUCCCUGAAAGAGCCUGGAUCGAGACCUGCAAACAGUUCCUGAACCACGACAUAAAAACUUAUUUGGCUACCAAGGUUCUACAAGGUUGCAUCGAUUGUCAAUUCCUUUUACUGAAUAAUGCAUUUUGUCAUUUGGGGCAAAAAUACGGAAGAAGUGAAUAUCUAAUGCCUCCCUAUUAUUUCUAUUUCUACACACAACCUUGGCAUACUCCAAAGUCUCUCCAACCUACACACAUAAGAACUUUAAAGUGUCAACAGGAAUAGGAAAUACAGCAAAAGAUUUUUCAUUUUGUCACCAGCCUUUUAAAUAUAUUUUAUUUUAUUAGGCAUUGAUACUAACAACCAUUAUUGACUCUAGUGAUUUCGCAGAAAACGAAUUUUUAGGUAAAAUUUAUGUCUUUCUCAGAUCAGAGUUGUCGUUUUUCGUUAUUGAAAAUUGCAGAGCAGAAUAACAUAUAUCUUCGCUACUACAGAACUCACGUCCAUUUUCUGGUUUAUCAUCCUCCUCCCGCCUCCCUGUUUAUCAGAUUUUGACUUAAACAAUCUAAGAACCAAAACCGUUACAUAAACAAGUGACGGAUGAAUAACACAAUUUUUUUCACUGAAAAUUAAGUAAAAACUUUUUUAAGUUUCUUUAAAUCAAAUUUAAAGUUUUUCACUGAAAAUAACAUAAUUUGUUACAAAACACAUAUGUAUUAUAAAAUAGCACAUAAUAUUUCAACGUAAAUCCUUGAUUAGAGAGCCAGGCAUUUAUUUAAUUUUCAUAUUGUAUACAGGUGCCUAAUCGAAAGGGUAUCUAUUAAAAGCUGCAAUCUGAUCAUGAGGUUUGAACUCGAUUUACAUUCAACAAUUUUAUGAAAUCUCUUGGAAUAAAGAAGGUUUGAGAUUGUUAUGAACAUUAACUGGGUUUAAGAAGUAAUUUACGGUAUAAGAAUUUGUGUCUACAGUAUCAUAGAUUUAAGGAAUGCCCGACGGUAUGUUAACAGCCGUACCUGACAUGGCAGACACGUGAUUGUUGGGGUCGAAGUUCUUUAAUUAUUCGAGGGAAUUUAAAAUUUUGUAAAUAUACUCGUAUUCUUAUCGUUAUUGCACAAUAGUUUGUUGUUUGCAUAUUAAAAAAAGCUAUCCAUA
Molecule: messenger RNA, 4889 nt
Organism: Rhopilema esculentum
Lineage: Eukaryota; Metazoa; Cnidaria; Scyphozoa; Rhizostomeae; Rhizostomatidae
Source: RefSeq, a predicted model, not a curated record